Esox lucius (northern pike) is the source of this 1559-nucleotide messenger RNA. It is a transcript of the gene chp1, whose product is annotated as calcineurin-like EF-hand protein 1. The record is from RefSeq and is a predicted model, not a curated record. The transcript is spliced from 7 exons. NCBI's taxonomy places the organism in Eukaryota, Metazoa, Chordata, Actinopteri, Esociformes, Esocidae. Bases 338 to 934 code for a protein of 198 amino acids. Gene Ontology annotation, molecular function: calcium ion binding.
CCCCGCCCCCUUUGGUAAGCAGGAAGACCGCUGGCUAGCCACUCCAUGGAUUGUUGUAAUCAUUGAAAAAGCAGGCUAGAAGUUGACAGCUACCGGAUCAGCUGUUCGCGACACAAUCUCGGAAUUACCAAAACUACCUUAAGGAACGCCCCAGCAGUAGGCAGUUAGUUUUAGAACCAUCGCAACGUUACGAAAUUACUAUCGGGCUAGCUUCAUGUACACAGCUUUUCGCUAGUAAGCGCAAUUCAGCUAGCUAAUCAACCCAUCAUUUGUCGGAAAACUGUUUUAAAAACGUGUUAGCGCAAGGUCAGCUAGCCAGGUGACGUAGGACUUUACCAUGGGAUCUAGAGCGUCGACAUUAUUGAGAGAGGAGGAGAUUGAAGAAAUAAAAAAAGAGACUGGAUUUUCCCAUAGCCAGAUCACCCGGCUCUACAGUCGCUUUACCAGCUUGGACAAAGGGGAGAACGGCACACUCAGUCGAGAAGAUUUCCAGAGAAUUCCAGAGUUGGCCAUCAAUCCUUUGGGAGACAGAAUCAUCAAUGCCUUCUUUCCUGAGGGGCUGGACAGGGAAGACCAGGUGAACUUCCGGGGCUUCAUGAGGACGCUGGCCCACUUCCGUCCCAUUGAAGACAACGAGAAGAACAAGGACCCAACCGCUAGCGAACCGCUCAACAGCAGGACCAACAAGCUGCUCUUUGCUUUUCGACUGUACGACCUGGACAGGGAUGAUAAGAUCUCCCGUGACGAGCUUCUACAGGUUCUUAGAAUGAUGGUUGGGGUGAACAUCUCCGACGAGCAGCUGGGUAGCAUCGCUGACAGGACCAUCCAGGAAGCCGACCAGAAUGGAGACAACUCGAUUUCCUUUAAUGAGUUUAUCAAGGUACUAGAGAAGGUGGAUGUGGAACAGAAAAUGAGCAUCCGCUUCCUGCACUGAGACCCUGGCAGGCUGGGUUUUCUGACACGACUGUCAAUGAUUGGACCCCUGCCUGACACGACUGUCUCUGAUUGGCUGGACCCUCCACCACCACGACCACUACACCUGCUGAAACCAGACAUACAUUUGUGUUUCCCACUGGCACUCUAUUCCCGACGUAGUGCAUAACUUUUUUUUUUUACCAGGGACUGGGUCAGGAGUAGUUCAGGACGUUCAGACUCCCUUGUCAAUUAAGUAGUGUACUACGUAGGGAGUGGGAUGUCAGUUGGGAGGCGGAGCACAUCUACACACUAUUGGCCUCCUACUUCAGCCAGUCAUGCUUUCUUUCUGUGACCAAGUAUUUGGUAGAUAGGAUAACGUUGUCGUCUAUAUUGUUUGGUUCGUCAGACGUUUCUGCCUUGCACUGCUCUGUAAACUAAAGGGAAUAUGUGCCUUGGAUUGUGGACGCUUCUGUUUAACGCUGUCGUUGCUACUCUGGCUCCUUCCCCAGACAUGGAAUCUUAUUAUUUAUUGUUCACAUCACUAGAGGUGUAAAUGGGACUAAACUUUUUAUUAGUUACCAGGGCUCUGCGUUCUAACAUUAUUUUUAACAUAGAACUUUAAACAUUAAAGUGUGUUUGUUUGA